UCACGGGAGGCAAAAAUCAUCAACAACUCCAGUGAGGAAGAGGAGGAAGAGGAGGAAGGGGGCGGCGAGCACUUUAUCGGAGAUAAGGAAACCAAGAAGAGAGGAGAUGGUAGAGAAUGGCCGCACCUGACCUCCUUGACCCCAAGUCUGCCGCCCACAACUCCAAGCCCCGCCUGUCGUUCUCGGCCAAGUCGGUGGUGCUGACGUUCCCCGAGGAGGACGAGCGCGACGUCGCCCGCGCCACCGUCAUGCGCUGGAAGACUGUGUCGGCCAUCUUCUUCCUGGUGGUGGUCUACCUGGUGAUCGGCGCCGCCGUCUUCCGCGCGCUGGAGCAGCCGCACGAGCGAUCGCAGAAGUUGGCCAUCCUGGCCGAGAAGCUAGACUUCUUGGCCCUGCACGCCUGCGUCAACUCCUCCGAGCUCGAGGAUCUGGUCAAGCAAGUGGUUUCGGCCGUCCGAGCCGGUGUGAACCCGUCGGGAAACUCCAGCAACCGGACGAGCCUGUGGGACCUCGGCUCGUCGUUCUUCUUCGCGGGAACCGUCAUCACCACCAUCGGAUUUGGCAACAUCUCGCCGCACACGGAAGGCGGGCGGAUCUUCUGCAUCAUUUACGCUCUGAUGGGGAUCCCCCUCUUCGGCUUCCUGUUGGCCGGCGUGGGCGACCAGCUGGGCACCAUUUUUGGCAAGGGCAUCGCCAAAGUGGAGAAGAUGAUCGUGAAGUGGAAAGUCAGCCAGACCCAGAUCCGCGUCAUCUCCACGCUGCUCUUCAUCCUGUUCGGCUGCCUGAUCUUCGUGGCGCUGCCGGCGGUCAUCUUCAAGCACAUCGAGGGCUGGAGCACGCUGGAGUCCGUCUACUUCGUGGUCAUCACGCUCACCACCAUCGGGUUCGGAGACUUUGUCGCCGGGGAAAAAGGUGGUUCCGAGAGUCCGGAGUACCUCAAGUACUACAAGCCGGUGGUGUGGUUCUGGAUCCUGGUGGGUUUGGCCUACUUCGCCGCCGUGCUCAGCAUGAUCGGCGACUGGUUCCGUGUCAUCUCCAAGAAAACCAAGGAGGAGGUGGGCGAGUUCCGGGCUCACGCGGCCGAGUGGACGGCCAACGUGUCGGCCGAGUUCAAAGAGACCCGCCGGCGCCUGAGCGUGGACAUCUACGACAGGUUCCAACGCGCCGCCUCCAUCAAGCGCAAACUGUCGUCAGAGCUGGGCAUCAACGCCUCCGCCAACCAGGAAAUGACGCCCGGCAAACGGACGCUGUCGGCCGACCUCGCCGACGAGCGCGAGGCGUACCCCAACUUGACUCUGUCGCUCACGCCCCUGACCCGCGACGGCGGCCUCUUCCUCAACGGCCUCGGCCCGGACUUUGCCGACCGGCUGGAGGUCGCUGUCGUCGAAAACUCCGAAUGAGGACACGUUCCAAGCGUUCCAGUGCACUGAAGGCUCGUACGGGGGAGGAGCCUCGAGAAGCUCGCAACGUUCCGUCGAACGGGGGCGUAGCCAGAAGAUUUCAAUCGUCGAAGGGGCCGCGGUGCCGAUUCCUACUUUUCCGCCUCGCAAAAACACUACAGCGGCACGGUGGCCGCCGCGUAGCUCCGCCCCUGCCAUCGACACGGUCUCAUGAGAUUUUAGUAGCAAAUAUUACAGAAAGUUCAGUCGCAUUGCUUUGAAGGGGGCUGUUUCUAAGCCACCUUCGCAGCAAUCCGCAAACAUGGCCGACCCGACAUUCUAAAACGAUUGUCCGUUAAAUUGAAGCGCUUUUUUUUUUUAAGCCAUAUGCACCCGUAUUACAAUACGGUACAAAAUGAUUGUUUUGCAGCUAUUUUUCUCGUGGCCUUAAAACGCCCGGUACAGUCUAAAGUUAAGCUUGAAAAUGUUUGAAAGUUUCACAUUUCAUCCAAACUUAGCACGCCGGUUUCCUUGGUCACGGUGACAUUGUUGACGUGCAGUACUCAUCGUAGGCAAGUGGCUUUUAUGAGCUGUGAGGAAUUGCUGUGCUCCCUCGCUCCAAAUCCGUUGCCAAAGGCGAACAGCUUGAUAACAAAAAAAAAUCUUACUGUAACAAAAAUAGCAUGUUCCACACUUUAGAGACUUGUGUUUUGCAUUCCUCAGAGCCAUGCCACUCUCUCUCUCUCUCUCUCUCUCUCUCUCGCUCUAUGCACAAUAGACAAUAGAUAGAUGGUCGCCUCAUCAAUGCCCCGCAUUCAACAUGGCCGCCACAUAGACACGGGAGGCCCGUCUUUUGGAAUUGGAUCUAUUUUUUGUAUCUCUGUGAGCCGUAAAUACGUCAGCCCCAUUCUCUGCCUGCGUUGCGCCGCAGCGCCAGUCAACAACAGUGGCCAAUUAUGGAACUAACAGACUUUGUCAACGGCAAUUUAAGUGACAAAUAGAAACUAUUUUUGGACACAUCGUUCGGUUCCGACGCUCCGUUUUAUCCGAUGUCCAUUAUAUCGGAGUCCGUUUUCUCGAAGAUCCACUGUUCAGCCUCAAGAAAUAUGGCCGCCAUGCAGCAAAUCACUCCACAAAAAUGACCAACGUGAUGCCAGAGACUCCGCAAACACGGCCGACGCGCUGAAACUCUGUUCGCAAACAUGGCCGACAUAAUCUAACACAUUCCAACAAGGCGGCAACCGUGCUACAAAACACUCCACGAACAUGGCCGACAUUGUAGAUAGAUGCUAUUUCGAUAGUCAACUAAUUCAUCUGCAAUUUGUAAAAAAAAAAAUAAUAAAAAUAAAAAAAUAAUAAAAAAAAUCCUACUAAAUACUGGUGAGAACAAACUCAAAUCGGAGUCAGAAAAAAAAAUCAAUCAAUCAAACAGAAGAAAAGAAAACGAAAUCUCCGAAAUAAAUCAAAGCUUUGGUAAAUCUGGGUCGCUGGACUUGUGCUCAUCUAUGAGCGAUUUACCUACGAGGCUCAAACAUCUGCAUCAGAUAAACGAGGAUCCUCGGCACCUGACCGCACACUUCAGAAGGAAUGUGCUUUUAUUAUUCGUUUUUUACAUUUUUCUUUUACACCACGCUUCCAUAUGCCUUGUUACAUUUCCUCUCAGUUUGGCCCCUCGCUCACAAGAUGAAGAUGAAUGUUGAUAUUUUUGUCGUUGUUGUUGUUGUCCCUGGAUGAUUGACAGGCGGCUCUUCACCCCGAAGGCAUCGCCCACGUGUGCCUUACUGGAACGCUCGCAGUCAACACGCGUGGAAGACACGAGGUAGUACCAACGCAGCGGACGCUCUGAAAAGGACGGCAAUCUCGGCCAAUAUGCGAAUACGCGUGAAAAUCGACGGGGAACUGGAAAGAAAAUACGGCACGAAGUGACAGUGAAGCCGCGUUCGUCACGGGGGAUACAGAAUGUUCCGGACCGACCGGCGAUUGGAGAAAAUCGACGAUAUAGACCGCAAGGGUGUCAAACUCAUUUUUGUUGCCGGCCACACUGUAGCUAUGGUUUUCGAGCGCCGUUUCCCUUAUGACAGUCAAAGCAUACAAAUGGGUAAUUGUCUCAUCAUCUUAUCACAUACUGUAAAUACACAAAAACAUUUAUGGAUAACUAGUUUUGAAAUAGGAAGUCAAGGAAAACAAUUUGUUCAAUUAUCGUUCCAUUUAUUUCAAAAAAGAAAGAAAAAAAAAAAAAAAGUUAUUCGGCAACACAAAAUGCGUGGAAUCGCUCGACGUUAAUAAAAGUGAAGACAAGUUUUUGGCAAUUUUAGCAAGAAACGUGAAGUAGUAGAUGCAGAUGAUUUACUUUCGCGGGCCACAUAAAAUGAUGUGGCGGGCCGCAUCUAGCCCCCGGACUUGAGUUUGACACCUGUGAUAUAGAGUGAAUGUAUUUUGUAUGUAGUUUUUUCCCCCUGUCACAUGCUUCAAACCCAUUUAAGCUCACGAAUACACACUUGAACUUAUUCCAACACACUUUUGAGCAUUGCUGAGUACCUGCUUUCACUUUCACGGUCAAGAAAUGAGAGACGACGGCGUCAUACAAAACGUGCUCGCUUCAAGCGCUUGAUUUGUCACUCCCACCUGAACGUGACAGUAAAACUGACACAUACAACAAAAGAGAAUUAAAAAGGCCAAAAUGCUCAGCCAAAACAGAAUUGUCCGCUAGCUUAAUGCUAACAUAUACGGCAUCGUCUCCGCAGAAUGUAUCACGCGUUCAAGUGUCUUAUGUUUUCAUUGCCCAAGACGUGCGCUGUUUCCUGAACGCUACAAAGCAAAAUGCAUCGUGUCUUAUCAAAGACGGACAAAAGUAUCGAGACUUAAUCAGUGAAGUAGCUUUUUCCGCUUCCUGGGUCAGGCGUCCCAAUACUUUUGUCCCGUCCUUAACGGCGUGGCUUUCUGAAGAUGGAUGAUUGACGGGCGGUGCAAAAGGGGCGCUGUUGCGUCAUAGGUCGGGUCGCAUGUUGUUAGCGUGCGACGA
Molecule: messenger RNA, 4401 nt
Organism: Phycodurus eques (leafy seadragon)
Lineage: Eukaryota; Metazoa; Chordata; Actinopteri; Syngnathiformes; Syngnathidae
Product: potassium channel subfamily K member 2-like
Exons: 7
Coding region: 117-1400 (427 amino acids)
Biological process (GO): stabilization of membrane potential; potassium ion transmembrane transport
Cellular component (GO): membrane
Molecular function (GO): outward rectifier potassium channel activity; potassium ion leak channel activity
Source: RefSeq, a predicted model, not a curated record